Molecule: messenger RNA, 5065 nt
Organism: Candoia aspera
Lineage: Eukaryota; Metazoa; Chordata; Lepidosauria; Squamata; Candoiidae
Gene: NFATC1
Product: nuclear factor of activated T cells 1
Exons: 10
Coding region: 560-3268 (902 amino acids)
Biological process (GO): cytokine production; regulation of transcription by RNA polymerase II; calcineurin-NFAT signaling cascade
Cellular component (GO): transcription regulator complex
Molecular function (GO): DNA-binding transcription factor activity, RNA polymerase II-specific; RNA polymerase II cis-regulatory region sequence-specific DNA binding; transcription factor binding
Source: RefSeq, a predicted model, not a curated record
UCUUCAAACUCCCCUGAUCAAAUAAACCCCGUCCCGAAUAAGGCACCCGCAGAAAGGAGGGAGCGCGCGCGCGAAUAACUUCCUCGGCGGGCGCGCGCUCUCGCUCUCCCUUCUCCCGGGAGCAGGAUCUCUCGCGCUCGCCUUGCAACCCCUCCCUCGCGCGCCGCCUCUCCUCCCUCGGCCCGGGCCCACUUCAGGACGCCUCCCGGGGGGCCGCUGCUUCAGAGCGAGCGUUCGCUUUAAGACUAAUGCUAAAAGUCCCUCCAAUAAACAACAGCCGUCGCCACACCGCCUGGGCUUUCCAAUGCUGCGGUGACGGGGCAGCGGCAACCUCAACUCUGCCCUUCACGUCCUGAGAGACUCCGGGUGGCAUUGCGGGACGUUGGACCGAGCGAGGCCAAAUCUACCCCUUCUGCCUUCACCGCAUUUUCACUGGGCAAAGCGGAUGCCCGGCGGUGCUCCUGUUACUCAGAUCCGCUUCGCACCUCGAGAUCCAGCCAAGGGGUGAAAGAGAAACUUGGUCUCUGCUUCCAGCCGUCUCAGCCGCACCAAAAGCAGCAUGAAAUCGGCCGAGGAAGAACAUUAUAAUUAUGCAUCUUCAAAUAUAAAUUCAACUUUGCCUCUGAAUGUGGCACAUUCUUCACUGCCAACUCCAUGUCACAGCCUUCAGACAUCUAUUCCAGUCAUUCCAAGUGUCUCAUCAACUAAUCAUCCUUCAGGGUAUGGAGGGCAUGCUGACAAUAGCACUGCUGGAUAUUAUCUGCCUCCAAGUGUCAGACCUAAUGGAGUGCCAGCAUUAGAAAGUCCUAGAAUUGAAAUAACCUCUUACUUAGGACUGCAUCAAAACAACAACCAGUUCUUCCAUGAAGCUGAGGUUGAUGAACCCAUCCAAAACACAAAGAGAUCGCCUUCUACCGCUACAUUGAAUUUACCAAACAUUGAGGCUUACAGGGACCCAUCUUGUCUGAGCCCAGCCAGUAGCCUAUCUUCCAGAAGUUGCAAUUCAGAAGCAUCUUCCUAUGAAUCAAAUUAUUCCUAUCCUUAUACUUCACCGCAGACAUCUCCUUGGCAAUCGCCCUGUGUAUCACCCAAGACCACUGAAACUGAGGAGAGGUAUCAACGAAAUUUGGUUGCCUGCACACUCCUUAAUUCACCCCGACAUUCUCCUUCCACAUCUCCCAGAACAAGCAUUACUGAAGAAAACUGGCUGAGCACUCGCAACUCUAGACCAUCGUCUCCCUGUAACAAGAGAAAAUACAGUUUGAAUGGCAGACAGACAUCCUACUCACCACAUCACUCCCCAACCCCUUCUCCCCAGAAUUCUCCAAGGGUUAGUGUGACUGAUGAGACAUGGUUGGGAAACACUAACCAAUAUACCAGUUCAGCCAUUGUUGCAGCAAUCAACGCCCUCACUACUGACAGCACAAUAGAUAUGAAUGAUGGGAUUCCUAUCAAGUCCAGGAAAACUGCAAUAGAUCACUCUCCCUCCAUGACACUCAAGACUGAACCUACUGGAGAUGAUCAGGGGACCAUAUCACCAAUCACUGAUUUAUCACCAGAAGAGUUUCCUGGGUUCCAGCACAUCAGAAAAGGAAGUUUCUGUGAUCAGUAUCUUUCAGUUCCACAGCAUCCCUAUCAGUGGGCCAAAUCAAAGCCUUUGUCCCCAACAUCAUACAUGAGUCCAUCCCUGCCUGCCUUGGAUUGGCAGUUGCCAUCUCACUCAGGACCUUAUGAACUUCGGAUUGAAGUGCAGCCGAAGUCCCAUCACCGAGCCCAUUAUGAGACGGAAGGGAGUCGAGGGGCUGUCAAGGCGUCUGCUGGGGGACAUCCAGUGGUACAGCUACAUGGUUAUUUAGAAAGUGAACCACUCACACUACAGCUGUUCAUUGGGACUGCGGAUGACCGCCUGCUGAGGCCCCAUGCCUUCUACCAGGUUCAUCGGAUCACCGGGAAGACUGUUUCCACAACCAGCCAUGAAACAAUACUUUCCAACACCAAAGUCUUGGAAAUUCCACUUUUACCUGAAAACAACAUGAGAGCAAUCAUUGACUGUGCUGGAAUAUUGAAACUUAGAAAUUCAGACAUUGAACUGAGAAAAGGUGAAACUGACAUUGGGAGGAAAAAUACUCGAGUUCGGCUGGUCUUCCGUGUUCAUAUCCCUCAACCUAAUGGGAGAACCCUUUCUUUGCAAGUGUCUUCCAACCCUAUUGAAUGUUCCCAAAGAUCUGCUCAGGAACUGCCUUUGGUAGAGAAGCAGAGUGUUGAUAGCUACCAUGUGAUGGGUGGGAAGAAAAUGAUUCUGAGUGGACACAACUUUCUUCAAGACUCCAAAGUCAUAUUUGUGGAGAAGGCUCCAGAUGGUCAUCACGUGUGGGAAAUGGAAGCCAAAACUGACAAAGAGUUGUGUAAGCCAACUCUGUUAGUUGUUGAGAUUCCACCGUUCCGCAAUCAGAGAAUUACAAGUCCUGUCCAAGUCAAUUUCUACGUCUGCAACGGAAAAAGAAAGAGGAGCCAGUACCAGCUUUUCACCUAUCUUCCUGCUAAUGUUCCAAUUAUAAAAGCAGAACCCACUGAUGAUUAUGAGUCUGCUCAAACCUGUGGACCAAGGAGCCAUGGAUUAAGCCCUCUCUCCAAACCAUAUUACAGCCAGCAGAUCAUGAUGCCUCCUGAUCCUGGCUCGUGCCUUGUAGCUGGCUUCACCUCCUGUCAGCAGAGAAACACUGUGAUGUCAUCGUCUCCCAGCUCUAGUCCUAAGCUGCAUGAUCUUUCCUCUCCUGCUUACAAGUGCAUCACCAACCCAGGCCAUAAUCAUCUAGGACUUCAGCAGACGGUUGGAGGUGUCCCCACCAUACAGGAAGUGCCAAGGUCUAUUGUUGUGCACCCAAGCUCUCCUGAUCAGUCAUCUCACAUCAUGCUGCAGCCGCAGGUGAGUCAACAUCUGAGCAGUACCUGUUCCCUUGGUUAUCAACAAACACUCUAUCCCAACAGUCCCUCCUCUCCAGUUCCAUCUGUAACCCAAGAGUCAACCUAUUUGCAGUCCUGCAGUCCAACUCACUCAACUGUAAUGGGCCAACAGCAGCUGCCGAAUGUUCAAAGAAAUGAAACUCCAGCAAAUCAGCCACUGUCGUUGACCGAGUUGCAUGAGGACAAUAAUCAUAAUUUGGCCCCUAUACCUGUAACGAUCAAGCAAGAAUUGGACCAGUUAUACCUGGACGAUGUAAAUGAGAUAAUACGGAAUGAUCUCUCCAGCACCAGUGUCCACUCAUAACAGGCCAUCCAGAAGCUUAGCUGAGAUAUCCACAUCAGAUAAUUGGAAGAUGAUCCCUGGUACCAUUCUAGUCUUCCAUUUCGUUGAAUGUUUGAAGCAGACAAUUACCUCUUCUCUUUGUCUAUGCAUAAGUAUAAAGAAGCUGGUUGGCUUCAACUAAGAAAUGCCUCCUUUCAAAAAUCAUCUCAAGGACAGUGGAGGAAAUGAAUAUAAUAUUGUGUGUUUUAUGGUUAAAAUAAGAAAUGUGAUAAAACCAAUAACCGGUCUCAGAAACUGAUUUUGUUUUCUUUUGGGCUCUACUGGACAAUAACCCUGGAAGUGCCUUAUUUUGUUAGUUUGUGGCAUCAGGGAAUUGCAUCGGCAGUGUUGAAUCUGUUGCCAUCCAAAGUAUUUCUAGGCACAGAAACUGUCAAUUGGUAGGGAUAGAAGAACCCUACUGAGAGUAAAAUAAUGUGUCUCAAUUCCAGGAUUUUUCCCUUGAACUGUAUUUGACAUCCUGCUGCCUUAUUUUUGGUGCAUUUUUAAACCAAAUUCUCAUCUCAGCUGUAAAUUUUUCAGCCUGUCACAUUUCUUUGCUUAUGUAUUGUAGAACAGUUAGUAAAUAUUAGUUUGUGAAUAUUUUGACUUCUGUUUGGUUUCAGCAUAGCACAAGGAAACUAAACAGCACAAAAUAUUAAGGUUGAUGGACAAAAACAUUGAAGAAAUCUAACUUUUGUUCAACUGAUUUAUGUAUAUGCAUGUUGUGACCUAGCAUAUACGCAUGCAUAUAUAUAUUGUGGUGUGUGUGUGUGUGUACACACAUACACAAACAUAAUAAGUUUAGUAUGUUUAGUUGCCUUUUGAAGGUUUUGAAUUUAGCAAUAAUUUCUGCUUCUGAGAAUGCAGUCCAGAUCCCAAGAAAUGCCAUUUCUGUGUUGUGUUGUGGAGUUGUUUUGUUUCAGGCAAUUAUGAUUUUUUCUCUCUCAUGCUGAUAAGCAAGCACUUUAAACAGUGAAGAAGGAUGUGUAUGAAAUAUGUAUUAAUUCCCAAAUGACAAAGAAUGAGUUAAAGUAAUUGUAAAUACCGCUACUGAAGAAUGUAAAAUAUUUAUUCAGCUAUAAGUUUAUUAUUCCACUGAAGCCUUAUAACUCUCUGCUAAAUGUACAACAAAUAUUACCAAAACCAAAUGUUUUAAUAUGCAACCCUGUAUAUUAUGAUUUCAGAAUACAGUAGUUUCAUGUUAAUAGAUACAUAUAAACUUAAGUAAGUACUGUAGCAUUUAACAUUGUAUUUUGUACAACCAUGUUACCAUGUAGUUAGUAAUGGUAUAUUAUUUCACAUAAACAGAAAGAAAGCAUGGCUUCAUUUUUAAAGCAUUUAACAUUAAUAUUGUGCCUUAGGAAAUAUGUGUGACCUAUGCCACAGUAAUGCAAGUGGCAACUAAGUGCAGUGUACAGUUAAUGGAAACUCAACCGGUUUCACAAAAAAGUGAAACAGUCCUGACUAUUUAGAAAUAUUACUCAGUACAAUUAUGUCUUACUUCCUUUUUUAGAAAAAAGAAAAAAGAAAAGCCAUAUUUGUAACAUUUUGCACAUUACUGUGAAAGUAUAAGAAUAUAAUAUGGCUGUCUGUAAAUAUUAAGUAUGUUAAUUGGCUGAUUUUGCAACUGUUUAGUAAGACCGUUAUCUCAUACUUAGCUUUGUAGGAGAUGCAUGCAUAUCUUCUAAAAUGGAUAUCGUGUGUGUAUAUAUAUAUAAUUUCAGCUAAACUUGUAGCUAGGAAAAAAUCCAAUAAAGCACAACUUUCUGCAGAAAGCUA